AUGCCAAAAAGUAUAACGUCAAAAUUUUUGCCCAACGAGGACGAAAUUUUAGUUGUUGAAGUAGAGAAAGAACCCGCUAUUUAUGACAGUUCUCUCGAAAAACACAAAGACUAUGGUUAUUUAAGUAAAUGUUGGAACAAUAUUUCGGCUGUAGUUGGAAAAUCAUCUGAGGAUUGUAAAUAUCGAUGGCGGAAUAUACGUGAUACCUACAUGCGGCACAAAAAAAAACUUGGUACUGGAUCUCCGGCCAUAUUGUCCAAAAAAAAAUGGCCUUUAGCUGGUUAUUUGUCAUUUUUAGAUAAUGUUGAGUAUGAAAGAAUUACGGUAUCGAAUGUUUGCAAUGAUCAAGACUCAACAAUAGUUGAAAGUAGCCAAGAUAAUUCCGGAGAUCCAUUGAAUGAAUCAACUGAAGAAAUAGCUGAAGAGGUCAUACACGGGAAAAGAUCGAGAGACAAGCAUGCACAAUUAGCGUAUGUUAAAAGAAUGAAUGACAGAACAGCAAUAAUAAAUAGCAUACAAGCCCAAAAUGAAGCAAUUUUGGGUAGAGAAUCAUCAACUGACGAGAUAGAUUUAUUUUUUAAGAGCAUUGCAAUUUCAGUGAAGAAGCUACCUCCCAGAGGCAAAAGUGAAGCUAAAAUUAGUAUAUUAUCUUUGGUUGCACAGCUCGAAGAUAAAUACCUAGAUAACACUGGAGCACAACCCACUCAACCGAUGUUCCAAACACCCACUCAAAUGAUGUUUCAAACACCCUCUAGGUCUUCAGAUUUUAACAAUAUUAUGUCACUUUCGAGCACACCAUCGCCAAGCCUCAGUUCAUCAUCGGCUACUUCUCAAGGAUUUGAUCCAUAUAGGUUAUUCUGCCAUGAAACAGCGCCUUCGUUAUUAAAAAAGUCCUUAUAUGCUUCUCUGACGUCAAAUCCUUCAGCGUUUGCAAAACCACCUCCUCUUGCAAUUGGAAUUAUAUUGUUAAUUGGUACCGGUUCUCUUGAAUCAAAUUCUCUAAAUGCUCGUCCAUUUUCUUCUAAAUAUGCAUCUCUUAGCAUGUUAUGCAAACAGCAAGCUACUGUGAUUAGGUCAUCACAUGUCGAUGGUUCAAUGUUUAUAGACUGA
This is a messenger RNA of Metopolophium dirhodum (rose-grain aphid), 1110 nucleotides long. RefSeq lists its product as uncharacterized. The coding region runs from base 1 to 1110 and encodes 369 amino acids. The transcript has 4 exons. Gene Ontology annotation, cellular component: transcription regulator complex; nucleus. Gene Ontology annotation, biological process: regulation of transcription by RNA polymerase II. The record is from RefSeq and is a predicted model, not a curated record. NCBI's taxonomy places the organism in Eukaryota, Metazoa, Arthropoda, Insecta, Hemiptera, Aphididae. Gene Ontology annotation, molecular function: DNA binding.